Messenger RNA from Dicrocoelium dendriticum, 459 nucleotides. The record is from the annotation of a GenBank genome assembly. Lineage: Eukaryota; Metazoa; Platyhelminthes; Trematoda; Plagiorchiida; Dicrocoeliidae.
AUGACUGUUUUGACAAAGGCCGAAGCUGAUUGCCUGCUCGCUGAACUCGACCCGUACGUGGACACCGAGGCGGAGAGGGAAGCUCUCGGUCGGAAGGCAUUUACCAAAUUCGUUACCGAAAUACCAGGGUUUGGCGAAAACUUUUGCACAACCGGAGUUACAGACAUUAAUGAUAUUCUCCAGUCUGACGCCGCAAUAGAGACCGCACUGCAAACAAUUGAAGAGUUUGUAAACCUAAUCAACAUCUCCCCUGACAUUGAGAAGAUGGCCGAAUUUCUGACAGAGUACGCCGAAACAAAAGCUAUGAAGCUUAUGUCAAAGGAACUAUACGUGACCGCGGAACCAGUUUUCGUUGAGUUCUACAAAUCAAUUGUGAACAGCGCGGAGAACCAAGAUGCAAUUGAGAGGCUGAUGAGACACGCAUUCGAAACUGUUCGAAACUGUUUGGAUGGAAAUUGA